AUGCCCGUCGGAUCGAUCCCUGCUAUCACCGGAAAGUUGCGCAAGCGACUCAUCCUCGACCUCACCGUCGCCCUCGGCGGUGGCACCGUCCUUGGUUAUGGCUACUGGUACGGCGUUCACAUCCCCUCCGUUUCGCGCCGUGACGCCUUCUACGCCAAGCUCCAGUCCGAGCGCACCGAGUAA
This is a messenger RNA of Kalmanozyma brasiliensis GHG001, 183 nucleotides long. RefSeq lists its product as uncharacterized. NCBI's taxonomy places the organism in Eukaryota, Fungi, Basidiomycota, Ustilaginomycetes, Ustilaginales. The transcript has 2 exons. Gene Ontology annotation, biological process: mitochondrial electron transport, cytochrome c to oxygen. The record is from RefSeq and is a predicted model, not a curated record. Bases 1 to 183 code for a protein of 60 amino acids.